Morchella sextelata is the source of this 1155-nucleotide messenger RNA. RefSeq lists its product as uncharacterized. Gene Ontology annotation, molecular function: beta-glucosidase activity. The transcript has 5 exons. Gene Ontology annotation, cellular component: extracellular region; cell surface. The record is from RefSeq and is a predicted model, not a curated record. NCBI's taxonomy places the organism in Eukaryota, Fungi, Ascomycota, Pezizomycetes, Pezizales, Morchellaceae. Bases 1 to 1155 code for a protein of 384 amino acids. Gene Ontology annotation, biological process: glucan catabolic process.
AUGCGAGGACAAGCAAUUCUUGCGGCGGCACUAUCCGGGCUUUUCUUUUCCCGGUCUGUGCUGGCUACUAAUUUCAUCCAAGGAGUCAAUAUUGGGGCCUGGCUUGUGUUGGAAAAGUGGAUGAAUUCUGAGCCUUUUGCAAAUACUAACGCUGAGGACGAAUACUCAUUAUGCAAAACAUUGGGGCCUGAUAAGUGUAAAACGGUACUAGAAGCCCAUUGGGGGGGAUCCUGGUUCAACCAAGCCACUGUCACAGAAUUGGCCAACUCUGGCGUCAAUGCGCUUCGUAUUCCAAUUGGAUACUGGGCUUUUGACAAUAAAGAUACACCAUACGUCCAAGGUUCAGCUGCAUGGAUGGAUAAAGCCAUAGAGUGGGCACGUACUGCCAAGAUGAAGGUCUGGGUCGAUCUUCACGGUGCUCCAGGUAGCCAGAAUGGAUUUGAUAACUCCGGACAAUCAGGAGAGGUCUCAUGGCAAAAAGGGGAUAACAUCGAGCGAACAAAAGAAGUCUUAAAAAUAAUGGGGAAGAAAUACGGAAGCAAGAAAUAUGCGGACGUUGUUGUUGGAAUCCAACUCAUCAACGAACCAAUCUCAUGGGGAAAUAACAACUUUGAUACGACUUAUCAAUUCGCAGUCGACGACUACUGGGCUGUAAGACAAGCGGCCGAAAACAAGAAGUUGAUGGUCAUCAUGCAUGAUGCAUUUAGAGGGGUAUCCAGUUGGGAAGGCCUUCCUGAAAGAACUUCUGCUGGUGGCCCUGAAAGUGGUCUCCUGGGUAUCGAUACCCAUAUGUAUCAGUGUUUUAUUAAGGAAGACAAGGCCCUUGCCCAGGAAAAACACGUAGAAAAAGCUUGUGGCUGGGCCACUGAGCUUAAGAAAUCCAAAGGGUUCCUGUCUACAUACGUUGGCGAAUGGUCUGCUGCCACAGACAUCUGCACGUAUCCUGACGAUAGCAAACAGUGGAAACAACCCAUGAAGGAUGCCGUUAGACGUUAUAUGGAAGCCCAACUGGAUGCGUUCGAGCACGGUGCCAACGGAUACUUCUUUUGGGCAUUCAAAGGGCCGGGGGCGUGGAGCUGGCUGAAUGGUGUCCAGCAAGGAUGGAUUCCUCAGCCUUUGGAUGAUAGAAAAUUCCCUAACCAAUGCAAAUUUUAG